AUGGCCUAUUCCCUUUCAACACACAACUUUGUUGCGCUUUCAGAUCUGCAUCCAAAUUUGGCUCGCCCUAGUAUAAUCGGUGUAGUUAUUGGGAAAACAGAUGUCAAAGGUUUUCCAGACCGAAAAAACAUUGGAUCUGAGAGAUACACCUUCAGUUUUACCAUUCGAGAUUCACCAGCUUACUUUAUAAAUGUAAAUUCUUGGGGCAGAGAGGAGUAUGUUAGAUCGCUUUCAGAAAGUUUUAGAGUAGGUGACUGUGUGACAAUUGAAAAUCCUUUAGUGCAAACAAAGGAACUAGAAAAGGAAGAAAAAUUCAAUCCCACAACUCCUAGCUGCUACAAAUUAUUGCUCAGUGAGACUCAUUCAGCGGUCAAAAUUUGUUGCCACUAUGAAGUGGACACCAAGCUGCUUUCCCUGUUGCAUCUACCUGUAAAGAAUCCUCAGGAUUACUAUUCUCUGGGUGACAUUGUUGCAAAUGGGCAAAGCCUUGAUGGAAGAAUCAUUAAUGUGCUUGCAGCAGUGAAGUCGGUUGGGGAGCCAAAGUACUUUACCACUUCAGACAAAAGGAAAGGUCAGAGGUGUGAAGUAAAGCUGUGUGAUGAAACAGAGUCAUCCUUUGCAAUGAUUUGUUGGGAUAAUGAAUCUAUCCAGCUUGUGCAGAGUUGGAUGCCACGAGAAACAGUAAUAUUUGCAUCAGAGCUGAGAAUAAAUUUUGACAAAUUUAGGAACUGCAUGACUGCGACUGUUAUAUCAAAAACCAUUUUUACAACUAAUCCAGACACACCAGAAGCGAAUAUUCUUUUCAACUUCAUAAAAGAGAGUGCAGCAACGGGAGCUUUGGAUGAUAUAACUGAGGAUCAGUUAAGAGAAUCCAUAAAUUUGCAGACUAUAGUUGACAUUUAUACAGUGGAGCAGUUAAAGGUAAAAGCUUUGCAGAAUGAGGGAAAACCUGAACCAGUCUAUGGCAUUAUUUAUGCUUAUAUUUCUACAUUGAACAUUGAUACUGAUACGUCUAAAAUUAUACGAAACAGGUGUUCAGGGUGCCACUAUGUGGUCAAUGAAAUGUCAAACACAUGCACUUUCUGCAAUGACAACACUUCAGAUGCUAAGUCUGUCUUUACCAGUUUUGAUUUACUAGUUGAUCUUACAGAUCACACAGGCACUCUACGUUCAUGUAACCUCUCAGAUGUUGUAGCUGAGGAAACAUUAAGUUGCACGGUCCAUGAAUUCCUCACUCUGACGGAAGAGCAGAAGACAGCAUUAAAAUGGUACCUUCUUCUGGAACGAAGCAAAAUUUAUUUUAAAUUGGUUUUGUCACCCAGUUUGAGAACCGGAUUGAGAGUGAACUUGCUUUCAUGCAAACUAGCAGAUCCUGUAGAGGCCAGUCAGAGCUUGUCAGGAAAAGGAAGAAAAUAACAUUGUUUGGCUUUUUAACAGCUGGAAGGAUUUAAAAAGGUUGUACUGCAUUGAAACAACAUUAUUAUAAAAAAAGAUGUUUGAUGCAAUAUUUGUAUUUUGUUAAAUGUAUUUAGAUUGGUAAAAGAGAAACAGGUUUAUUACUGAACUUUACAAAUGGGCCUAUAUCUUCUUGAUCUUUCUGUUUUAUAUUAUUCUUCUUAGAAAAGUUUAUUUAGGGGCCAUUUUAGGAAAAAAUCUGUCUGGCAUCUAGAUGCACUUUCUGUUGAAUUAAGCCCCUUAAGUAGAAAAGGAAACAAUUUUCAUUGUUUAUAAUACAUUUUGAAAAAUGCUCAAAGGAA
Messenger RNA from Trachemys scripta elegans, 1757 nucleotides. It is a transcript of the gene MEIOB, whose product is annotated as meiosis specific with OB-fold. The record is from RefSeq and is a predicted model, not a curated record. Gene Ontology annotation, molecular function: single-stranded DNA 3'-5' DNA exonuclease activity; single-stranded DNA binding. Bases 1 to 1416 code for a protein of 471 amino acids. Lineage: Eukaryota; Metazoa; Chordata; Testudines; Emydidae. The transcript is spliced from 13 exons. Gene Ontology annotation, biological process: resolution of meiotic recombination intermediates.